AUGCACUCGCGUCGACCCGAGACCUUGAAGAUUGACAUCUCCAAGUAUAGGGGAGUCGAAGAGGACUCCCUCUUGAGAUGGUUCGUCGAAAUGGAUGACGCCAUAAGGGCGCGUCGCAUCGACGACGGGGAUAUGCAAGCUGCAUUUGCCCAGUCAAAUCUGGCAGGACGUGCCAAGACUUGGGCUUUGGGGCUCAACUUGCACGACCCAUAUGCGUUUGGGUCGUUAGAAGUCUUCAAGUCUUGGCUAAGACAAACGUUUGAACCGCCUGGAGCUGAGUCCAGAGCUCGAACUGAACUCUUGAAGCUCAAACAAGGUAAGCGUGAUGUGCACGCUUAUGCUCAACAUAUACGACCUCUCACGAGUUGUAUAAGUUCCAAUCCGGUGGAUGAACACACGUUGGUUUCGGUGUUCAUGCAGGGUCUUGCGGAUGGUCCCGUCAAGACUCGCCUGUUCCAACUUGAACUAGAUUCACUAGAACAAGCCAUUUCCAUUGCGGAACAGGAAGACUUCAGUCUGAGACAGGCUUGCGCCAGCUCGACAUCAUAUCGUCCACCGAGACGAUAUGACAGUAAAAGUCCAGAGCCGAUGGAACUCUGUUAUGUAGAGAGCGAGAAGGCUCGCUCUACAGACUACAAGAAGUUGCAGAAAUGCAACAGAUGUCAGAAGACAGGACAGUACGCUUACGAGUGUAGUGCCCCUCGUCCAGUGUCUCGCAACACUGGGCGUAAUGACCGUCCACCCAUGAGAAAGGGGCAGGGAUGCGGGUCCGCUGUUGGUGCAAAGACGCAACAACGGGGUGGACCGCCAAAAAAUGGACAGGGUCAGUAG
This is a messenger RNA of Peronospora matthiolae, 831 nucleotides long. The record is from the annotation of a GenBank genome assembly. Lineage: Eukaryota; Oomycota; Peronosporomycetes; Peronosporales; Peronosporaceae.